GCAGCUGAACAACACGAUGAAAUCAAACGUGUACAGAAGGUAGAGCUCGACGACUUGUCAUCUAGAAAGUUCCAGCACAAGACGUCUCUGAACGAGCGGUGACAGCGUGUCUUAACAGUUUUUUUAAAAGUUAACUUUAAUAGUUAACAUAUUCGACCAUUAAAAUGUCUGUUAUUUCCGAGGAAAAUGUGCGAGGCGGGAGCGUUUUCAAGGAUAUCAGCGCCGACGACGAAGACUGGCAGCCCACUGAGAUCGAGAGUCUGUGUAUGAACUGCUACCAAAACGGUACGACUCGUUUGCUUUUGACCAGAAUACCGUUCUUCAAAGAAAUAAUCGUCAGCUCUUUCAGCUGCGGGAACUGCGGCUGGUCAAACACUGAAAUCCAGUCUGCAGGCCGGAUCCAGGACCAAGGCGUUUGUUACUCACUGAAAGUCAAAACAAAACAGGACUUGAACCGGGAGGUUGUGAAGGCAGACAGUGCGACCACCAGGAUCCCUGAGCUGGAUUUUGAAAUCCCUCCCUUCACCCAGAAAGGCUCACUUUCUACCAUUGAGGGCCUUCUGGACCGAGCAGUUGCAGGGUUGGAGCAAGACCAGCCUGUCAGACGAGCAGCUCACCCAGAGGUGGCUGAGAAAAUAGAUGAAUUCACCCAGAAGCUGAAGAAGCUAAAAGAUGUUGAAAAUGAAUUCACUCUGGUGAUUGAGGAUCCGUCCGGAAACAGUUUUGUGGAGAAUCCACUCGCCCCUCAGAAAGAUGAGGCUCUCACUGUGUCUCGGUUCAAGCGGACGGUCCAGCAGGAUAUGCAGCUGGGACUCAGGGCUGAUGAUGACCUGGAAGAGGAACCAGCAGGCAACGACCUGGAGGCCAUGAGAAAUGAGGUUUUGGUCUUCAACACUAACUGUCCAGAAUGCAACGCGCCAGCCUCGACCAACAUGAAGCUCGUCCAGAUCCCUCACUUCAAAGAGGUCAUCAUCAUGGCCACCAACUGUGACAGUUGUGGCCACCGGACCAAUGAGGUGAAAUCAGGUGGAGCCACGGAGGACCUCGGCACCAAGACCUCCCUGCACAUCACCGACCCUUCAGACAUGACCCGAGACGUGCUCAAGUCGGAGACGUGCUCGGUCGUCAUCCCGGAGCUUGAGUUUGAGCUGGGGAUGGCAGCUCUGGGAGGAAAGUUCACCACUCUGGAGGGACUGCUGAAAGAUAUCAAAGACCUGAUCGUCUCCAAAAACCCCUUCAUCUGCGGUGACAGCGGCACCUCUGAUCGGGUGCAGAAGCUGAAUGAGUUUGGAGAGAAGAUAGACAAAAUUAUCGCAGGAGAAAUGAAUGUCCAUGUCAUCCUGGAUGACCCGGCGGGGAACAGCUAUUUGCAGAAUGUGUACGCCCCAGAGCCCGAUCCUGAGAUGACUGUGGAGAAGUACACCCGCUCUUUUGAGCAGAACGAAGACCUCGGUCUGAAUGACAUGAAGACUGAGGGAUACCAAGAGGAAAACUGAACUGCCAGCACCAGUUGAAAUGACUAAAUGAGUUGUCAAUUGAUCAUGUCUUGACAUAAACCCAGUGUAAUUAUAUUGCUCCAUAUUUUUUGCCAUUUUCAUACAUUUUAAGUUAAGCACUGGCUGAAUGGUUGUUUCCAUCAGUAUGUUAAUCAGUGAAAGGAAUUCUGAGUUAUCUAAAUGUACAGUGAAAAUAAUUAAAUAUAAAUACACAUAAUCAAAGUAACGUGAUUUGUGUAACAACACAGGGAUUUUGCUCUUACUAAAAAUAAAUCUGGUGUUUAUUGCAUUCUUGUGGAA
This is a messenger RNA of Seriola dumerili (greater amberjack), 1796 nucleotides long. It is a transcript of the gene zpr1, whose product is annotated as ZPR1 zinc finger. The coding region runs from base 165 to 1496 and encodes 443 amino acids. NCBI's taxonomy places the organism in Eukaryota, Metazoa, Chordata, Actinopteri, Carangiformes, Carangidae. Gene Ontology annotation, cellular component: nucleus; cytoplasm. The record is from RefSeq and is a predicted model, not a curated record. The transcript has a single exon. Gene Ontology annotation, molecular function: zinc ion binding.